AUGCUGCACCACGCCGCUUUCUUACUGCACUGCCUCCCACUGGUUAUGGGACAGUAUGACAUCUGCAAAUCCUGGGUGACCACUGACGAUGGCCCAAUGUGGGAAUUUUAUGCCUGCCAGCCAAAAUCUGUACCCAUGAAGGACUAUGCCACUGUGAGGGUAGACCCAUCAGGCAUCACUUGCGGGAAUCCUCCAGAGAGGUUUUGUACUCACGAAAAUCCGUACCUGUGCAGUGAUGAAUGUGACGCCUCCAACCCUGACCUGGCCCAUCCACCCAAGCUGAUGUUUGAUAAGGAAGACGAGGGCCUGGCCACAUACUGGCAGAGCGUGACGUGGAGUCGCUACCCAGAGCCUUUGCGGGCCAACAUCACACUUUCUUGGAACAAGAGCAUUGAGCUGACAGACGACAUUGUGGUGACUUUUGAGUAUGGGCGCCCCACCAUGAUGCUGCUGGAGAAGUCCUUGGACAAUGGAAGGACUUGGCACCCUUAUCAGUACUAUGCAGAUGAUUGCAAUGAAGCCUUCGGCAUGCAGGCCCGAAAUGUCCGGGAUCUCUCCGCUACCAGCGCCAACAGGAUCAUUUGCACGGAGGACUACUCCCGCUGGGCAGGGUCCAAGAAAGAGAAGAACGUGCGCUUCGAGGUGAGGGACCGCUUCGCCAUUUUUGCUGGGCCGGAGCUCAGGAACAUGGACAAUCUUUACACGCGGCUGGAGAGCGCCAAGGGCUUGAAGGACUUCUUCACUGCGACUGACUUGCGGAUGAGGCUUCUGAGACCAGCGCUUGGGGGCACCUUCGUGCAACGGGAGAACUUAUAUAAAUACUUCUAUGCUGUGUCCAAUAUUGAAGUCACGGGCAGGUGCAAGUGCAACCUCCAUGCCAACUUGUGCACCUUCAAAGAAGGGAGCCUCCAGUGCGAGUGUGAACACAACACAACUGGGCAGGACUGUGGCAGGUGCAAGAAGAACUUCCGUAGCAAGUCAUGGCGGGCGGGAUCCUACCUCCCUCGCCCCAGCGGCUCUCCUAAUGUGUGUGCAGCUCCAAACUUCGGCACCUCUCCCAAGGUCUCCAAACUCAUCCGACUCAAACCUGGCUCUGUUCCACUGGGACCCAUUGAAACAUUUAAAGAUUGCGAAUGUUACGGUCACUCCAAUAGGUGCAGCUUCAUCGACUUCCUCAACCUGGUGACCUGCAUCAGCUGCAAGCACAACACCCGAGGGCAGCACUGCCAGCACUGCCGGCUUGGCUACUACCGGAAUAGCUCCGCAGAGCUGGAUGACGAGAACGUGUGCAUAGAUUGCAAUUGCAACCGGAUAGGCUCUCUGGCCAACCGCUGCAACGAGACCGGCUACUGUGACUGCAAAGGCGGUGGCAUCACUGGGCCGAAAUGUGACGACUGCCUCCCUGGCUACUACUGGAGACAGGGCUGCUUCCCGAACGUCUGCGAUGAGGAGCUGCUGCUUUGCCAGAACGGAGGCACCUGCUACGCGAACCAACGGUGCAUCUGUCCGCCUGGCUUCAAGGGAGUCCUCUGCGAGCAAGCCAAGUGCGAGGGGGAGAACGCAGAGUGCGACUCGGCCGCCGGCUUGUCCCCCAGCCCCUCGGCCCUCCUCCUCGGCGCCCUGGGUCUGCAGCUGCAACGCCGGUGGAACCUGUAA
Varanus komodoensis (Komodo dragon) is the source of this 1656-nucleotide messenger RNA. RefSeq names its product netrin G2 (gene NTNG2). The record is from RefSeq and is a predicted model, not a curated record. The transcript has 8 exons. NCBI's taxonomy places the organism in Eukaryota, Metazoa, Chordata, Lepidosauria, Squamata, Varanidae. The coding region runs from base 1 to 1656 and encodes 551 amino acids.